UUUUGACCUUUCGUUUUCUGGAUCUAGGGUUUCCCUUCUGAGUUCGACGACUUAUUCUCCAAAUUAUCAUCUUCACGAUCAUCACCAUCAUCAAAAAACCCUGGCUAGCACCACGCGAAUUACAAAAAAGGAUCACCAGUUACCUAUCGCGCAAACCGAGGAGGUCUAGGGUUUUGAAUUAUUCAUCUUCAAUUCUUCAUCACCACCAUCACCAACACCACCACCAUCAUCAUCAAUCACAGAUCUAAUAUUUUUCCUGGAAACAAAAGUGCCUAAAUUUUUUAUAUCUCUGAUAAUGCAAAAAUCGGAUGAAUCUAAAGCAUUCUUGAACGACGAUGAAUAUUUUUCCUGGAGGAAGAAAUAUGUAUAAAUCGGUGGUGUAUCAAGGGGAGGUGAUAUUGGGGGAAGUAGAAAUAUACCCAGGAGAGAACAAGAACAUCGAUGUGAAGGAAAUCAGAAUAAGUCACUUCUCGCAACCGAGUGAGAGGUGCCCACCACUUGCUGUGCUUCAUACCAUUACCUCAUGUGGUGUUUGCUUCAAAAUGGAGUCAAAGACCUUGCAGGCACAAGACGCGCUCUCUUAUUUGCACUCCUCAUGUAUCAAGGAGAACAAGACUGCUGUGAUGCCACUAUGUGGUGAAGAAUUACAUUUGGUUGCAAUGCAACCACGAAGCAAUGGCAAAGCGUGUUUCUGGGGAUUUGUUGUCGCACCAGGACUUUACAAUUCAUGUCUAGUCAUGUUAAAUCUUAGGUGUCUGGGAAUAGUGUUUGAUCUCGAUGAAACCCUUAUAGUUGCAAAUACAAUGCGCUCGUUUGAAGAUCGAAUUGAAGCACUCCAGAGAAAAUUGAGCACAGAGGUAGAUCCGCAGCGGAUUUCUGGUAUGCUGGCAGAGGUCAAACGCUAUCAAGAUGACAAAAUUAUAUUGAAGCAAUACGCUGAAAAUGAUCAGGUUGUUGAUAAUGGAAAAGUGAUAAAAAUUCAAUCAGAACUUGUCCCGUCGUAUUCUGACAGUCAUCAGCCUCUAAUCCGACCAUUGAUACGGUUACAGGAAAAGAACAUUAUUCUGACCCGCAUAAAUCCACAGAUUCGUGAUACAAGUGUACUUGUAAGGCUAAGACCUGCAUGGGAAGAUCUUCGGAGCUACUUGACUGCAAGAGGGCGCAAGCGUUUUGAGGUGUAUGUUUGUACAAUGGCUGAAAGGGAUUAUGCACUGGAAAUGUGGAGGCUUCUUGAUCCAGAUUCAAAUCUGAUAAAUUCCAAAGAGCUUUUAGAUCGCAUUGUGUGUGUCAAGUCUGGUUUGAAGAAGUCUCUGUUCAAUGUCUUCCAAGAUGGCUUCUGCCAUCCUAAAAUGGCAUUGGUAAUUGAUGAUCGCUUGAAAGUGUGGGAAGAGAAAGAUCAACCUCGUGUGCAUGUUGUCCCUGCAUUUGCUCCAUACUAUGCACCUCAAGCUGAAGCAAGCAAUGCUGUCCCUGUCUUGUGUGUUGCAAGAAAUGUUGCUUGCAAUGUUAGGGGUGGUUUCUUUAAAGAAUUUGAUGAUGGUCUGUUACAAAAGAUUCCUCAAAUUGCUUAUGAAGAUGAUAUCAAAGAUAUCCCUUCUCCACCUGAUGUGAGCAAUUAUUUAGUUUCAGAGGAUGAUGCUCUCGCUACCAAUGGAAACAAAGACUCACUUUCAUUUGAUGGCAUGACAGAUGCUGAGGUGGAAAGAAGAUUAAAGGAUGCAAUAUCAGCUUCUCCAGCAGCCCCUCCAACAAGUUCUAAUAUAGAUCCCAGGCUCACUUACAGUAUGGCGUCUUCUUCUGGUUCAUUUCCUCCACCGACAGCCCAAGCAUCCUUGAUGCAAUUGGCCAAUGUACAGUUCCCUCUUGUUAAGCCGAUGGGUCAAGUUGCCCCUCCAGAACCUAGUUUACACAGUUCUCCUGCUAGAGAAGAGGGUGAGGUGCCUGAAUCAGAGUUAGACCCAGAUACAAGGCGUAGGCUUCUUAUAUUGCAGCAUGGGCAAGAUACAAGAGAUACGUCAAGUGAGCCUCCAUUUCCCCUCAGGCCUCCCAUUCCAGUGUCUGCACCACGCAUGGUGCCACGUGGGGGAUGGUUUCCUGUAGAAGAUGAAAUGGGUCCUCAGCAAUUGAACCGGGUAGUUCCUAAAGAUUUCCCUGUGGAUUCUGAACCAUUGCGUAUUGAAAAGCACCGACCUCAUCAUCCAUCAUACUUCCCCAAGAUUGAGAGUUCUAUUUCUUCUGAUAGAAUUCAUCAUGAAAGCCAAAGAUUGUCAAAGGAGGUAUAUGCUAGAGAUGAUCGCUCCAGAUUAAACCAUGCACUCUCCACUUCUCAUUCCUUCUCAGGUGAAGAUAUUCCCUUGAGUAGGCCGUCUUACAGCUUGAGGGAUCUUGACUCUGAAUCUGGACGUUCUCUUCUGCAUGCUGAUACUCCUGCUGGAGCAAUGAAAGAAAUUGCAAUGAAGUGUGGAACUAAGGUGGAGUUCAGGCCAUCAUUGGUUUCCAGUAAAGAAUUGCACUUCUCAUUUGAGGCAUGGUUUGCUGGGAAAAAAACUGGCGAAGGAGUGGGAAGAACUAGAAGGGAAGCACAAAAUAAGGCUUGUGAGGAUUCCCUUAAACACUUGGCCGAUAUGUAUAUCUCCCGUUGUAAGGCUGAUUCUGGUUCCAAUUAUGGGGAUUCUAGCAUAUAUCCUAAUGCAAAUGACAAUGGUUUUGUGGGUAAUGUUAAUUCUUUGCCUAAAGAAGAGCCUAUAUUUUCAACUGGAUCAGAGUCUUCAAGAGUUUUAGAUCCCAGGUUUGAUGUCUCUAAGAGGUCAAUGGGUUCAAUCUCUGCACUCAAAGAAUUGUGUAUGAUGGAGGGUCUUGGUGUAAGCUUUCAACAACAGCCUACUCCAGUGUCAACAAAUUCAGUUCAGAAAGACGAAGUACAUGCACAGGUUGAAAUAGAUGGUCAGGUAUUUGGCAAAGGGAUAGGACUAACAUGGGAUGAGGCUAAAAUGCAGGCUGCUGAGAAGGCACUUGGAAGUCUAAGAACAAUGCUUGGUCAAUGCACUCAAAAACGACAGGGUUCUCCAAGGUCCAUGCAGGGAUUUUCAAAUAAACGCUUGAAACAAGAAUACCCUCGCACAAUGCAGCGAAUUCCAUCCUCUGCUAGAUUUCCAAGGAAUGCUCCUCCCGUUCCUUGACACGAACUAAUGCAUUUUUUCCAUCUCGCUAAUCGAUGUGGCUGGUGUUGGGGCAUGUACAUGAUUGUCAGAGACAUCAAUAUGAAGAAUGACUGUUGGGUUGGACUGCUGCUGAUUUAAAGCCAGUGUUGGCCUCUCAGUCUUUUCUUUCUGUCACUGAAUCCAAACCCACGUUAGAGCUCCCACUUUAUUAUCAGUUUCAAAACCCUCACUAAAGUGAGGUUGACAUAGGCGCGUACCCGGAAAGAAUGUGUAAGAUGUUCUCACAUCUUGGUCCUCCUCCCAGGAAAUGCAAGGGCCAUUUGUGUUUCUCUGCCAAAUGCUUUAAAACGGUUCACCAGAAAGUGAGGGUGUGCCUGAGAGCGUCUUGCCCCUGUUCUUUUAUUCUUCGGCUAAGUGCACUUUGUAGCAGCACAUAUUUAGUGAGACCGAGCAUUGGCAUUUUGGAGGUAAGGUACGCGGCUCGCCAUGUUGAUCAAUACCUGUUUCUGUUCUAGCGAUGCUUGGAGAAAGUAGUUUUCACUAACCUAACCAACAGGUCCUUUGACUUGGUGAUUAUGCAUAUCCAUGUAACUUAUACUGAUGUAACACAGCUUUUCAUUUGUGAAAAUCCACGAAUUUUUUUUCCUCCUUCAA
This is a messenger RNA of Prosopis cineraria, 3815 nucleotides long. RefSeq names its product RNA polymerase II C-terminal domain phosphatase-like 1. Gene Ontology annotation, molecular function: RNA polymerase II CTD heptapeptide repeat phosphatase activity. NCBI's taxonomy places the organism in Eukaryota, Viridiplantae, Streptophyta, Magnoliopsida, Fabales, Fabaceae. The record is from RefSeq and is a predicted model, not a curated record. Bases 336 to 3179 code for a protein of 947 amino acids. The transcript has 18 exons.